This is a messenger RNA of Miniopterus natalensis, 1149 nucleotides long. The record is from RefSeq and is a predicted model, not a curated record. Lineage: Eukaryota; Metazoa; Chordata; Mammalia; Chiroptera; Miniopteridae.
UGCUACACAUCGCCCAUUACUACAGCCACUUGGGUAAGAGCAGGGAACAGUUAUUUAAAAUCUGCCAAGGACUUUUCCAUUUAUUCUGUACCACCUACUUGCUGCCAGGCCUCAGUCUCUGGCUAGUCUAAGUGAUUACAUAUUUUAUUUUUAUGUUCUUCUUUUCUUAUUUUUAGGUAACUGUGGUAAACCACCAGAGUUCGAGUCUAUGAGGUUAAGGGGUAACCCUAAACCUUCAUAUUCUCCAGGGGAGAGAAUAUUUUAUGAGUGUAAACCAGGAUACUCUUACUCAUAUUAUUUUACACUCAGUUCCUUUUGUGAGAAAAAUAACACAUGGCUCCCUAUUGAUGAAGCUUGUUACAGAAAACAGUGUCCAGUCCCCAAAAUUGAAAAUGGUGAAGUAUAUGAAGAGGUAGACCCACCACUGGGCUUUUCUUUUGAUAGAGACGCUUACUUUUAUUGCAACUACGGUUAUUACUUAGUAGGUGAACCAAUUAUAACUUGUAAACUUAAUGGAGACAAAGUGUAUUGGAACCAUGAUAUCCCAAAAUGUGAAAAGAUUUUGUGUAAGGCUCCUGGAAAAAUAAAAAAUGGAAAAUUCACAAAUAGCUGGAGGGAUGUAUUUGAAUUUAAUGAAGGAGUAACUUAUAGUUGUGAUCCUUCACAUGGACCACAGGAGUAUUCACUUGUUGGAGAGAACAGGCUAACUUGUUCUGGGCCUGGCAAAUGGAGUAGCGACCCUCCUGAAUGUAAAGUGGUUCAGUGUGAACAGCCAGAUCUCAAAAAUGGAAAACCAUUAUCAGAAAUGAAAGAAAAAUUUUUCUACAAAGAAGAGGUUUUAUUUGAAUGCGUGGAGGGUUUCUACCUUAAUGGCAGUAACCCAGUGUUCUGUGGUGGAAACAGUACUUGGGAGCCUGAGAUGCCAACGUGUAUUAAAGGUUUCAAGACAACCAGGCCUUCCGUUUUGAAUUAUCCAGGAUAUCCCAAACCUCGUGAAUCACCAACAAUUGAAGAGAUUGUGGAAUUAGAUCCAGGAAUCAUUGCUGUAAUUAUUCUUACUGUACUUGUCGCCCUUGCAGUAGUGUGCACCUGUGUAUACAAAUGUCUUCGCAGAGAGAAGAAAGUAUAAAUUAAACAUGUUUCUUCUAA